Messenger RNA from Vicugna pacos (alpaca), 2492 nucleotides. NCBI's taxonomy places the organism in Eukaryota, Metazoa, Chordata, Mammalia, Artiodactyla, Camelidae. The record is from RefSeq and is a predicted model, not a curated record.
CAGAUCGCGAGCGCGUAGUGACUGCUUCCGCCUGUUGUGUAGGUAUGGUGCCCGCGAGGAAGCGAAGAGGCGGCGGGAACCCGGGUCCGGGUCUCGCUCUGUGCUGACUGCGCCCCGGGCCGAGUGGGCUAUGGGGGACCCCGGCUCCUCGGUCACGGGAGACCGCCCCGGUGGCCGGAGCUGGUGCUUGCGGCGCGUGGGGAUGAGCGCCGGGUGGCUGCUGCUGGAGGAUGGAAACGAGGUGACUGUAGGGCGAGGAUUUGGUGUCACAUACCAGUUGGUAUCAAAAAUCUGCCCUCUGAUGAUUUCCCGAAACCACUGUGUUUUGAAGCAGAAUGCCGAGGGCCAGUGGACGAUUAUGGACAACAAGAGUCUGAAUGGUGUUUGGCUGAACAGAGAACGUCUAGAGCCUUUAAAGGUCUAUUCUAUCCGUAAAGGAGACCACAUCCAGCUUGGGGUGCCUCUGGAAAAUAAGGAGAAUGCAGAGUAUGAAUAUGAAGUUACCGAAGAAGACUGGGAGAGGAUUUAUCCUUGUCUUUCCCCAAAGAAUGACCAGAUGAUGGAAAAAAAUAAGGGCUUGAGAACUAAAAGGAAAUUUAGUUUGGAUGAAUUAGAGGGUUCUGGAUCUGAAGGCCCCUCGAAUUUGAAAUCCAAAAUGAGUAAAGUGUCUUGUGAACCUGGUCAACCAGUAAAGUCACAUGGGAAAGGUGAAGUGGUUAGUCAGCCUCCUGAAUUCUUGGAUCCUAAGUUGACUCCUCUUGAGCUAAGGGGGAAAACCAUGGGGGCUCGUGUUUACUCAGACCCCACAAAAGUUGUAGAGCUUCAUCAUAAGAAGCAAAAAGCCUCAACCCCUUCAGCAUCUCAGAGCAGCUUAGAGCUGUUUAGGGCAACCAUGUCCAGGAUUCUAAAGCUGAAAACACAGAUGCACGAGAAACAGGUAGCUGUUCUGAAUGUGAAAAAGCAAACCCGAAAAGGGAACUCAAAGAACAUUGUGAAAAUGGAGCAGGAACUGCAGGAUUUACAGACUCAGCUGUGUGCAGAGCAGGCCCAACAGCAGGCCAGAGUGGAGCAGCUGGAGAAGACUUUCCAGGAAGAGCAGCAGCAUCUCCAGGGUUUGGAGAAAGAGCAAGGAGAAGAGGACCUGAAGCAACAGCUGGCCCAGGCUCUGCAGGAGUAUCGGGCUCUAAUGCAAGAGCUAGAUCGCAGCAGGAAGGACUUCGAAGCAAUCAUCCAGGCCAAGAACAAAGAAUUGGAGCAGACUAAGGUGAUUAACUCUGCUCGCUGUCCUGUUUUGCAUACUUGCUGGUUCUCCCGAAUGACGGAGGAUUGUGUGUCUUUUCAGGAGGAGAAGGAGAAGGUGCAAGCACAGAAGGAGGAAGUUCUUAGCCACAUGAAUGACGUGCUAGAGAACGAGCUCCAGUGUAUUAUUUGCUCAGAGUACUUCAUUGAGGCCGUCACCUUGAACUGUGCCCAUAGCUUCUGCUCCUACUGUAUCAAUGAAUGGAUGAAGCGGAAGGUAGAAUGCCCCAUUUGUCGGAAGGACAUCAAGUCUAAAACCCACUCCCUGGUUCUGGACAAUUGCAUUAAUAAAAUGGUAGAUAAUCUGAGCUCAGAAGUUAAAGAACGACGAAUUGUCCUCAUCAGGGAACGAAAAGAGCAUUCCAGACCUUAAUCUCAAGGGCGGGAACAAAUCUCCUUGGUGGCUUUAUUGUGCCCCGUGUGGAAACCAAGAUCCCUGCUUCCCUGGGAUCAAGGAAGCAGAAGUGAUUGGAAAACCCUAGAGGCAAGUGAAUAAUAGAUCUCCUACCCCUUCCCGCUGGACAGAGGAGGAAUCACACCUCUCAUACGCCUGUUGCUGUAUGCCUAGUUCCUUCCUUCCUCUAGCAGAUGUAUUUAUUGAAGGCCAGCUUUGUGCCUGGAAAUAUUCUAGGUACAAGGAAUAGAAAGAGAAGUGCAGAUCUGAUCAGUUAGAUGUGGUUUGUGCUGUGGAGAAAAAUAAAGCAAGAUAGGGAUAGGGCGUGAUGGGGAGAGGGUUGGCAGUUCUGAUAGGGUAGUGAGGGUAAUCACUGAGAACGGGAUAUAAAAUAAAGCUCAGAAAUGCUCUACUUAUGCUUUAAGGUGGCCGUGUUGCCAUCUGGGGAGAGGGUGUCCCAGGCAGAGGGAAUAGGAAUGGGGAGCGUGCUAGGGCCGUUGGAGGAACAGCAAGGAGGCCAGUGUGGCUGGGUGGAGUGAGUGAUGGGGAGGGGGUAGGAAGGGAGAUCAGGAGGUUGGGUAGCUAGGCAGAUCAUCUAGGGCCUUAUAAGCCUCUGGAAGGACUUCGACUUUCACUCUUACUCUGGGAGAAAUGAGGACUAGGCUUGGAGCAGAGUCGUAAGAUCUGACAUCUAUUUUCUUGGUUCAUCUUGGCUGCUGUGUGGGAAAGAAACUGAGGGAGGCAGCAGGGAGGCCAGGGAAGGAAAUGUAGGCUCUUCCUUUAUCUCACUUUUUUUUCU